AUGCAGAUCAAGCUUCUUGCCGUCCUGUUGUCCAUCGCGCUGGUCGCCGUAGCAGAGGCAAAGAAGCACCACCACGGUCAAGGCCACCACAAACAGCAUCAUGCCGAGCACAAAUCGCAUCUAGACUCGCGUGGCCAUGACGACGCGCACCAGAUCGGCGUUCCCUGGGGAUGCGAUCCGACGUGCAUCAAAGGCCUCAAGUCCACCAGACGCACCGACGUCGUCUGGUACCAGCAUUGGCAAGAUACACGCGUUCCCGAGCUCGACCAGCUCGGGUUCGACUACGUCCCCUCCUUCUGGGGUCCUUCUAAAUGGGACAGGUGGAACGCCGUCAAAGCCGAAAUCUCCAAAGGACCCCUACCCACAUAUAUGCUGGCAAUGAACGAGCCGGACGUUCAAGGUCAAGCGGAUCUCGGACCGAAGGCGGCGGCCAAGCUGUGGAUGCAAGAGCUCAAGCCGUUUGCCGACAAGGGAGUUCAGGUCAGUUCGCCCCAGAUGUGCUGGAACAUGCAGUGGCUCGAGCAGUUCAUGUCCGAAUGCAAGAAGCUCGGAUGCAACAUGAGCUUUAUCGCCCUGCACUGGUACGGGUCUUGGCGCGACUUUGACAAGUUUACCCAUUGGAUCUCGAGCGUGCACGAUGCGUACAAUCUGCCCAUCUGGGUCACCGAGUACGGCGUCACUCAGGCGAGCGGUGGCUCGCAGGCGCAGAUCAAGGACUUCCACGUCCGCGCCGUCGAGUGGAUGCGUCAGACGGGCUACGUCAAGCGAUCCGCCUGGCUCGGCGGCUUCCCCGUCAACCAGAAGCCCGAUCCGUAUCCGUCGAGCCUGAACAGCUACUUCAACGGCGACGGUAGCGCACGUGACCUUCUCUGGUGGGUCUCGCAGUCGGCAGGUGGCUCGUGGCUCAGCUUCCCCGGCAUUCACAGGCGUGACACCGAAUCAUCGCCAGAGCAGCACAAGGAUUACAAGGACGACGACGUCAAGAAGGCAGAGCAUGAGCAAUACGAUGAGGAUCACUGCGACUACAAGUGUCAGCUUCGCCAAGGCUCGAUUGAGAAGCAUCACCGCAAGAGGAAGGGUGUCGUCGAGGUCAACGAUGGCAAGGUUUGCGUCGCUACUCCGUCGAAGCUCGGUAAGGAGGAGUGCAAGAAGCUAUCUACGUGCCUCAAGCACGCCGGCUUGCUUUCGAACAACACUCAUCACCUGGAUACACAGAUGAAGGACGAUGUACGUCACGUUCACGUCGGAGCCCCGAAACAAGCCAAUGUGAACGUCUCUUGA
Molecule: messenger RNA, 1281 nt
Organism: Pseudozyma hubeiensis SY62
Lineage: Eukaryota; Fungi; Basidiomycota; Ustilaginomycetes; Ustilaginales; Ustilaginaceae
Exons: 1
Coding region: 1-1281 (426 amino acids)
Biological process (GO): fungal-type cell wall polysaccharide metabolic process
Cellular component (GO): fungal-type cell wall
Source: RefSeq, a predicted model, not a curated record